Messenger RNA from Gongylonema pulchrum, 537 nucleotides. The record is from the annotation of a GenBank genome assembly. Lineage: Eukaryota; Metazoa; Nematoda; Chromadorea; Rhabditida; Gongylonematidae.
UUUCGAGUUUUUAGGAGUCGGUCAAAAUCAUUACGCUCCGCACUCCGCAAAUCAGCGACGCUAUCUUCUUCAAAAAGUGAAAAAUCAGUGCGUUUCGCGGAUUCCCUUGGCCUGGAUCUUGUGCGCAAAAAUUAUUAUGAAGAAGAACAUGACGUUUCUAGCGGGUUACAGUCUUUGCACCCGCUCUCUGUAUCAGAAUGGAGGGAAACACGUUUCGCACAUGCAGUUGGACUUAGUAUGGCAAGUUUUCCGAAUCGCAGCGACGAAGAAAUACGUCAGUUGACACGAAUUCAAAGCGUCUGCUUACAGUGUGUUACCGUGGUUGACACAAAUAUUACAGGCAUGGUUAACGUCCUGAACAUCGCUUGUGAAAAACAGAUAUGCAAAUUAGUUUAUAUACGGUAUACAACUGAUAAUUGGGCAACAAACACGGAAAUAGCAGCGCGAUAUGUGAAUGCUGCUGGAGAUGAUGGUGCUUUUGACACGUUCACAUUUUUUGUCGCACUUCCCAUAGAUCUUCCGGUAUCGCUCAAUUAA